AUGACGUAUAUUACCGUACCGCGAUGUCUCACACCUCCGCUGCAACGGCAUGGCACGGCAGUUUCUAUUGAUCAAUUGAGGUUAGAUGGGUUCUUUGUUUGCACUCAUCCUAAGUGUCCAUACUGGCUUUUGUGGAUUCAAAACGCCAAAGAUAACCCGAGGUUGUUGAUUGGUGCACAUGACACAGGACGUCAUUUCGUUUAUUUUGUAAACUUCCGCCCUGCGCAUCCAUCCAUGCCAGCAGGACAUGAGGAAGAGGAGAGUCAGCGAGCGUGUAACGUAAAACAGAACAACGCAACAGAACAUCUAGACGAUUAUUCCUCCGAAACGAAUCCGAAGCUGCCCUCAAUGGCGAUGUUUCACAAGGUCAGGCACUAA
Molecule: messenger RNA, 378 nt
Organism: Morchella importuna
Lineage: Eukaryota; Fungi; Ascomycota; Pezizomycetes; Pezizales; Morchellaceae
Exons: 3
Coding region: 1-378 (125 amino acids)
Source: RefSeq, a predicted model, not a curated record